AUGAGUAAAGUCGAGGAUCUAAUCAUAGCUGAAAGAAACCUUGAGAAUAUUUCUUCAGGUAGCUCGGGCGGCACGGUACCUCAGCAAAACCAUAUAGCUCCACACAACUCCAGAAGAUCUUCCUGGCAGCAUAUUUUUUUUAUAGUGAUGUUUUUUGUCUUCACCACUUGCAACACCAUGUACUUUGUGGGUCCAGUCUGUCACUUGUCGCCAAUGUUUUCUAAGUUUUACAUUGAAAAGACUUCAAACGAUUCCUGGUCAAAUGCCACUUCAACAAUCAUGAGCCUGUUUGAAUACUUUUAUCCUGGAUCAAUGGACGAGCUUCGAAAGCUACUGUCGAACAAAACCACCAGAGAUGGGUUAAGUUAUCGAUUUUACUUUGCCCACAUGUGCACCAACACUCUGUGUCUACCGGGAGAUUCAUUCCACCUUGGAGUGACUCCUAACAUUUUGGCGUUGAAUUUGGUAGGAUCAGGGGAAGUAAAUAAAAAGUUUGUGCAACAGUGGACCCAAAUGUAUCAGGAGGCACUCGAUAAAGCGGUAGCUGUGAUCAGACGUCUUGAGCAGAACGGUACGGAUCACGACACAAAGGUGGCUCAGCUAGUCAAAAGCUUGCAAUCAGAAAUUUAUUACGAUGGGCUUGGCCCAUCGAUCAUUACCUAUGUGUUGUUGCUGCUCACCAUAAUCCCGUUUGUGAUAACUUUGGUACUCAACAGUGUAAAAGCAGCAGUUAUCUGCACCUUAGUGACCCCUACGUUGAUACUUGUCACAGCAAUCUUAGCCAUAAUUGACUUGCCAAUGCCUUACAUACCCGCCGUUUUUGAGGCAAAUGGUAUCCAUAUCCUCCGAGGUGGAAUCGUCUACUGUUACGCUGGCCAGGUGCUUGUUGCAAUCGUAUACACAUUUUCUGGGUGGCUUCUAGCCACAAGUCUUGAGGAACCUUGA
Molecule: messenger RNA, 945 nt
Organism: Candidozyma auris
Lineage: Eukaryota; Fungi; Ascomycota; Pichiomycetes; Serinales; Metschnikowiaceae
Exons: 1
Coding region: 1-945 (314 amino acids)
Source: RefSeq, a predicted model, not a curated record